CAUUUUACCUGAGUGCAUCACAACAGUUUGGAAAACAACUUUGAAUCGGUUACAAUUUCCCAACGGCAGCUGAAGGAAUUUUGACAAGUUUCUCAUCAAUUUCCUGAACAAACACUGUUCACCAUGUCGGUCAGCAAACCAUCCCUUCUCCAAAAUGACUUCGACAUCUUUGAAGGAACCAUACUGGGAAACUCCUACAAAGUGGAGUCUUUUCUCGGAGAGGGCAGCUUUGGUUUUGUAACCAAAUGUCUCGACAUCCAAACUAGCAAAACCGUGGCUGUGAAAGUGAGCAAGAACCGCCCCAGAAUUUUGGAACAGGCAAAACUGGAAAUGUUCAUCCUCGAGCAGCUGCGGUGUUUGGAUCCAGAAAGGAGCAACAUUGUUAAAUGGAAUGGCUUCUUCCUUGACAACGAGCGUAUCUGCUUAAAUUUUGAACUCCUCGACCAAAGCCUGUAUGAUUACAUGAAGGACCGCAAGUACCAAGGCCUUCCCAUAAGUGAGGUGAGGCCCAUUUUACAUCAACUGACAACUGCCCUGUCUCACCUCACUUCCAUGGGAAUAGUACACGCUGACCUCAAGCCAGGUAAUGUAAUGAUUGUGGACCGCCAUCAGUCUCCCCUCAAAGUAAAAGUUAUCGAUUUUGGACUGGCAUGUCCCGUGUCUGCAGUGAUUCCAGGUGUCCGUGUGCAGACCCUUUCGUACAGGGCACCAGAGGUAAUGCUCCACAUUCCAUUCAAUCAAGCUAUUGAUAUGUGGUCCCUGGGCCUCAUAGCUGUGGAGCUGGCCACAGGGCUGCCGCUCUACCCUGGUAAAACGGAGUAUGAUGUCCUCAGAUUUAUAAUAGACAUUCAGGGCCAGCCACCAGACCAUGUCCUAGACUGUGGAUUUAUCACUGAUUAUUACUUUGUUCAACAAAACUGCGGCAGUCAGCGUUGGAGAUUUAAGUCUGUAGAACAAUUCCAAUACGAGACAGGAGUCAACCCUCGAGAAACAAGAUGUUUAGAGUUUGAUGAGCUGGAUGAUCUUGAAGAAGUAAUGCAAAUCAGAACAGGACACCAUAGCGGUCAGGAUUUGUUGGUCAGCCUGAUUAAACAGAUGCUGGACUUAGAUGCCAAUCAGCGCGUCACACCCGCGGAGGCUCUCCGGCAUCCGUUUUUUCACACUGGCCUCUCACAGAGUUCCUCCAGAGAUCCUUGUAUUGUCAUGGAGAAGAGAGAAGACCAAAGCCUCAUUCUAUGUCAGCAGCCUUCCAGUUGGCAAUCAAAAGGCAGACACAGCAUUGACUGCAAUGUCGAAAACCCAGUUGAAAUCCCUAAACAAACAUCACUCAAUAUGUCGGACAACAAACAAUCCUUCCUCCCCAAUAAUCUCGACAUUUUUGAAGGAACCAUACUGGGAAACGCCUACAAAGUGGAGACUUUCCUCGGAGAGGGUAGCUUUGGUUUUGUAACCAAAUGUCGCCAUACCAAAACCAACAAAGUCGUGGCUGUCAAAGUCAUCAAGAACAUCCCCCAAAUUCUGCAACCGGCAAAAGUGGAAAUGUUCAUCCUUGAGCAGCUGCGAUGUCUGGAUCCAGAAAGGAGCAACAUUGUUAAAUGGAAUGGCUUCUUCCUUGACAACGAGCGUAUCUGCUUAAAUUUUGAACUCCUUGACCAAAGCCUGUAUGAUUACAUGAAGGACCGCAGGUACCAAGGCCUUCCCAUAAGUGAGGUGAGGCCCAUUUUACAUCAGCUGACAAAUGCCCUGUCUCACCUCACUUCCAUGGGAAUAGUACACGCUGACCUCAAGCCAGGUAACGUGAUGGUUGUGGACCGCCAUCGGUCUCCCAUCACAGUCAAAGUUAUCGACUUUGGACUGGCAUGUCCCGUGUCUGCAGUGGGCCCAGGUGUCUGUGUGCAGACCCUUUGGUACAGGGCGCCAGAGGUCAUGCUCCAUGACGUAUUUAAUCAAGCCAUUGACAUGUGGUCCCUGGGCCUGAUAGCUGCAGAGCUUGCCACAGGGCUGCCACUCUACCCUGGCAAUAUGGACUUCGAUGUUCUUGGAUUUAUAAUAGAAACUCAGGGCCAGCCACCAGACCAUGUCCUCGACCGUGGAUUUUUUACUUAUUAUUACUUCAUACAACAAAACUGCAGCAAUCAGCGCUGGAGAUUUAAGUCUUCUGAACAAUUCCAAUACGAGACAGGACUCCAACCACAAGAAACAAGAAAUUUUAAGCUUAAUAGCCUUAAUGAUCUUGAACCUUUAAUGAUGAUGAGAACGGGACACCAUAGUGGUCAGGAUUUGUUGGUGAGCCUGAUUAAACAGAUGCUGCACUUAGAUGCCAGCCUCCGCAUCACACCCUUAGAGGUUCUCCGACAUCCAUUUUUUAACCCUGACCUCUCACAGAGUUCCCCCAGAGACCAUUGUGUUGACAUGGGGAACACAGAAGACUGAAGCCUCGUUCUCUGUCAGCAGCCUUCAAAAAGCCCACACAGUACUGACUGGAGUUUCCAAAACCAAGCUGUAUGCCUAAAUUCUACACUGAGCAACAACAAUGAAGAGUGUGCCAUUCCACUCCUGCUUCUGUUAUCCUCCGCAAUCUCAUCAAAGUUGCCCAAAUUGUCCGCACUGCAAAACCCAAAACUCAUUUAAUUAUUACACCAGCCCAGUACUCGAAUGACAAAUUAAUUACUAAGUUGCUCCAAAAAUGAUCAUUUUGGCUUUUUUUUUCUCUUUCAUUUCCACUUUCCCCUCACCCCCCCAGGCGGUCGAGGCAGAUGGCCGUCCCUUCCUGAGCCUGGUUCUGCCGGAGGUUUCUUCCUGUCAACAGGGAGUUUUUCCUCCCCACUGUUACCAAGUGCUUGCUCAUAGGGAAUCAUCUGAUUCUUGGGAUGGGGAUUCUUGUGGAAAUUGAAAGAGAAAAAAAAAAGCCUAUUAAACAACAGAUAUAAUCUUGACCUCGAACAAGUAACCAUCAUAUUCAAGUGUCACUGUGGAGCAACAAUUCUAAACUAACAAUUUGACCUUAAAUUUGGAUU
This is a messenger RNA of Archocentrus centrarchus (flier cichlid), 3017 nucleotides long. RefSeq names its product dual specificity protein kinase YAK1-like. The coding region runs from base 124 to 2433 and encodes 769 amino acids. Gene Ontology annotation, cellular component: nucleus; cytoplasm. The record is from RefSeq and is a predicted model, not a curated record. Gene Ontology annotation, molecular function: ATP binding; protein tyrosine kinase activity; protein serine/threonine kinase activity. Gene Ontology annotation, biological process: peptidyl-threonine phosphorylation; peptidyl-serine phosphorylation. The transcript has a single exon. NCBI's taxonomy places the organism in Eukaryota, Metazoa, Chordata, Actinopteri, Cichliformes, Cichlidae.